This is a messenger RNA of Hydractinia symbiolongicarpus, 6346 nucleotides long. RefSeq names its product otoferlin-like. Gene Ontology annotation, biological process: plasma membrane organization. The transcript has 45 exons. Gene Ontology annotation, cellular component: membrane. The record is from RefSeq and is a predicted model, not a curated record. Lineage: Eukaryota; Metazoa; Cnidaria; Hydrozoa; Anthoathecata; Hydractiniidae. Bases 297 to 6170 code for a protein of 1957 amino acids.
GAAUAUACACAGGUGAAAAAUAAAGAUGAAGAAUUAGAAAAGAAGAAAAAAGAAGAAGAAAAAGUUAAAAGAUAUAGAGUAAAAAAUAAAAAUAACUAAACGGGUAAAACCAAAAAAAAAAUACAAAAAAAAAUUAAAAGUAUUACGGAUUAAAGAGUUUUUGGUGUUAUUCGAGAGCUAAAUAUUUGUGUUAAAGAAUGGAAAUAAAGUAAAACACGUGAAAAUAAAAAAAAUAUUUUUACUCGAAUUGUUGAAAUUUUUGGAAAUAAUAAACGUUGGAAGAAAAACGGAAGAAAAUGUCUCUUGUUGUACUGAUCAAAAAUGCUACCCAUUUGAGAGGGAGGUAUGAUCGGAUAGCAAGAGUCACGUUCAGAGAUAUAACAUACCAAACACAAGUAUAUGAAGAUUGUUCUGAUGCAGAUUGGGAUGAGGAAUUUGACUGGCCUUUGGAAGGUCCGUUAUCUCCGAGUGAAUACAUUGAAAUUCAAGUCCUCAAUCACAAUAAAAUAUUUAGCAACAGAGUUGUUGGUGUGUUUCGCAUGGUCUUACAAAAACUCAUCAAUGAAAAUCAUCUUGAUAUAACUGAUAGUUUGCUGGACAAUAAUAACACAGUUCUCAAGGCACAAAUUUCUCUCGAACUUACAUAUAAUCCUCCAGAUGGGAACAUACGAGAAUUGCUGUUUGGCAUACCCCAGUCAAGGAAUAAUGCAUACGGUGAUAGCCUAGAUGGCAUAGAGACUAAAUUUGUACCAUCAAGUAAAGGUCGACGUGGAUCUGGAUUUAGUCUUCCUGGUUAUAAGCAUGAACGUAAUGGAGGAUUACAUGGCUCACUCCUGAGUUUGCCAACACCUCGUGAGAAACGAGUAAAAAAUAAUAGAUCUCAAUCUGAUGGACCUGCAUUGUUUAGUGUUGACAGUCACAGUCAAAAGACACCUGAUCCAAACCAACUAGGAGUGGUUGCUGGUCCAUUUGGACAGAUGUUGCAAGCUAAAGAACAGUCCUCCAGUAGAAGAGGUUCCCAGUACAGUUUGAAUUCUGUGAGUGGUGUUAAGGACGGGAAAUUCCACCAACAUCCAAAGGUUCGUGUUGAAACAAGAGAACCUGUCAAAGAGAUUGACUAUCAGAUACAAUUACGAAUAAUUGAAGCUAGACAAUUAUCAGGAAUGCAGUUGGAUCCUGUUUGCACGGUCACUAUUGGUAACCAAAAGAAGCACACUGCUGUAAAAGAACAAACCAACACGCCAUUUUGGGAUGAAUUUUUUGUGUUUGAUUUUAAAAUGCCAGCACCAGUUUUGUUUGACAAGAUAAUAAAUUUUCAAGUUUUUACUGGACGAAAUCUUGUGAGUCAAGGUGCACUGAUUGGUUCUUUUAAGCUUGAUAUUGGAACGGUUUAUGCACAAGCUGAUCAUCGUUUUGUGCGACGAUGGGCAGUACUAACAGAUCCUGAAGAAACAUUAGGUGCAUCAGGCGCUGGUGUCAAGGGGUAUUUAAAAGUAGACAUUACAGUCCUUGGCAAGGGAGAUCCUAUCAAAGAACCUCCAAGUGUGAAAGACAACGAAGACGAUAUUGAAGGAAAUUUAUUACUACCUGAGGGUGUACCUGCUGAAAGACCAAAGGCUCGAAUUGUUGUUAAACUUUAUAAAGCAGAAGGUCUGCCCAAAAUGAAUUCAGGUUUAAUGGCUAAUGUUAAGAAAGCUUUUACUGGUGAAGUUAGAGACCUGGUUGAUCCUUAUAUAGAUGUUCAGUUUGCAGGUCAAAGGGCAAAAACCUCUGUGAAGAAGCAUACAUAUGAACCAGAGUGGAAUGAACAAAUCACAUUUUCAGAACUGUUUCCACCUCUAUGCAGAAGAAUUAAAAUUCAAUUAAAAGACAGUGAUUCUGUUACAGAUGAAGUUGUAGGCACUCACUUCAUUGAUCUCUCUCAGAUUUCAAAUGACGGUGCUAAUGGUUUUAUGCCAACUUUUGGUCCAUGUUGGGUGAAUUUAUAUGGUUCUACUCGUGAUUUCUCACUGUUUGAUGAACAUAAUAGUCUCAACGCUGGAUUGGGUGAAGGUGUUGGCUAUCGUGGACGCUUGCUGAUGGCUGUUCAAGCAGAAAUGGGAGAUUCUGCUUCAGAUGCUGCUAUAAAGCAAGUUGAAGUAGAAGCGGCAUCGCCAAUAUCAGAUACUGCUUCUGGCAAAGAAGAAACAUUCCAGCUUUUUGCUUGUAUUCACGAUGCCAAUAUGAUAGAAAGAAAAACAGCGGAUCGAACAAUUCAGUUUGAAAUGUCUAUAGGUAAUUCUGGAAAUACUAUUGAUGGCCAUGUGAUUAGAGAUGUUGUGGAUGCAAACGAAGGCGAUCCAGGCGAUGACCGGUUUGUCCAUUCUUUAUCACAGCAAUGCAAAGCAAUAUCUGCUGAUCGUCAGUACUAUCAUUUACCAUAUGAUGAUACAAAACCUUGUCUUCAUAUAAAGUUUUCCUGGCAGGAUCAUCGAAGAAGACUGUUUUUAUCAAACAUGUUGAAUAAACUGUUGGAAGCUUUGAGUGACAGUUUGGAUGACAUUCACGAAAGGGUAAAAAUGGAUUUAGAUGACACAUACAAACAUUUGCAGAGAUGUUUACAUGAAAUCAUUCAGCAUUCGCAGCAUUUUAUUUCUAUUGCUGAUGGACGGAUUAGUGGGUCAACAAUCGGGAAGUCAAAAUUGGACCGUGAGAGAAACAAACUGUGUUUAUCAGAAGUGCGCCAAGUAGCUGAGCAAGCAAGAAUGGUUUUGGAAAGCAUUCGUGAUAACAGUCACAUUAAAGAGAAUCUCAAAUGUGUGUUGGAAUUUCAGAAAAGAAUACAAACAAUUCUAGUGGAGCCUCAAGACAGUUUACCUGACAUCUUCAUCUGGAUGUUGAGCGGUGGUAAAAGAGUUGCAUAUACACGCAUUCCCGCCCAGCAUGUUAUCUACUCACAAACAGAUUAUGAACGAGGAAGAGAUGCUGGAAGGUUACAGACCAUAUUUCUAAGGUUACCUGGUAAAAGAGGUGAAGGACCUAAAGGCUGGAACAUACAAGCAAAAUUAAAUAUACUCAUAUGGCUUGGUCUACACAAACAUAAAAAAGAUUUUUUGAAGGACGCACCAAAAGGUUUCCAAAUGCCAAAAGGUGCUGCUAAAGUCCUUGCUCCACCACCUAACCAACUACAAUACACUGAAAUGAGAAAGUUUAUUUUGCGUGCUCAUUUAUAUCAAGCAAGAAGUUUGAUUGGAAGUGAUGCAUCUGGUUUAUCAGAUGCGUUUGCUCGAGUUAUUAUAGGCAGUCAAGCCGCCGACACACGUGUCAUAUGGGAAACUCGCUCACCGACCUGGGACCAGAUGAUCAUUUUCCAUGAUAUUAUUGUAUGGGGGGAUGUAAACACAAUUGCAAGCAAUCCACCAACCAUAGUAACUGAAAUAUUUGAUAAAGACAUUGGGGGUGAUUCAGAGUUCAUAGGUCGCGCGUUGUCCAGGCCUAUUGUGAAAUUAGCACAUGAGAAAUAUGAAAAACCUGUUUUUCCACCUGCAUUGGAAUGGUUUGAAAUAUUGAGAGGUGAUGAAAAAGCUGGAGAACUAUUGGCUGCAUUCGAAUUACUUCAGGUUGUAGACGAAGGCAAAUGCUUCUUGCCCGAUGAAGUGGAACCAAUUGAUUCACCUGACGGAAAAAUACUGCCAGUACCUGAUGGAAUUCGACCGAUUAUGAAGAAACACAGGAUUGAGGUGUUAUUCUGGGGUGUUCGUGAAAUGAAGCGUGUCAAUCUGACCACGGUGGACCGUCCACAAGUAGAUGCUGACUGUGCUGGACAUGUGGCGCAGUCAACUGUUAUUGUUAAUGCGAAGAAAAAUCCAAACUUUGCAAACCCGGUGGCUUACUUCGAUGUGGACUUACCAGAGAACGAACGAUAUUGUCCACCGCUGACCAUACGUGUUCGUGAUUGCCGAACGUUUGGUCGGUUCACAUUGGUGGGAACACACGUGGUCAACUCGCUGCACAAGUAUUUGCAGGAUCCUGAUCAUUACAAACACUUAGCCGAAAUAAAGAGGAUUGAUGACGACUCCUCUCGUCCCCAAUCUCCUGCUCCGAAAAAGCAAGCCAUGGUCGAAUUGUAUGAUGAUAUAAACGAGGACCAUGAACAAGACAAAGACGAGAUUGUGUCGUUUGAAAAAGCUUCGAAAAGGUCAAAGAUUGAGCUUCCGACCUCUAAGAAAACAUUGGAUGACGACGAAGAUGACGAGGCGUCGUUGGACUGGUGGUCAAGGUAUUACGAAACGAGUAAAGACGAAGAAAGAGAAGAAGAUGAGCGCAAAUUGAGGGAAACAAGAGUAAAACCUGACAGUAUGAAAAAAAAGAAAAACAUUGAAGAUGGGGAUGUAGAAGCAGAGAAACGGAUAAAGAAACCGAAUCCGAAGAUUACCCGAUUAAAGAUUUUUCGACAAGAACUGGAAACUGUUACCGACUUUGCCGGUUUCAACGAUUGGUUGCAUUCUUUUCCGUUGUAUCGUGGUAAAAAGACGUCGGAUGAUGACGAUGACGAGCAUAGAAUUGUGGGUAAAUUCAAGGGAGCCAUAAAAGUAUGGAAGCAUCCAUUACCAAAAUUUCUCGAGGUUGAAAGUCCAACCGCGUCUUUUUUCAAACUUCCAAGUAACGAACCAGUAAAUGUAUUGGUGAGGGUAUAUGUGAUCCGGGCAUUAGACCUCCAUCCUACAGACAUUAACGGAAAGUCUGAUCCUUAUGUUGUGAUCUCACUUGGCCGGCAGAAGAUGAAGGAUCGUGAUAACUAUGUGUCAAAGCAACUCAACCCAAUUUUUGGAAGAGUGUUUGAUUUCGAAGCGAUCAUUCCAAUGGAAAACAUGCUGACGAUAGCAAUAUAUGAUUACGAUAUGGUUGGUUCCGACGAUUUGAUUGGUGAAACCAAAGUAGAUAUUGAAAACCGUUUCUACUCAAGACAUAGACCGACGUGUGGACUGUCUUCUACAUACACAACGUUUGGUUUUAAUAAAUGGCGAGACCCAAUGAAGCCAACUCAAAUUCUGGCCAGAAUUUGUAAGGAUGAAGGACUCGAUGGUCCUCAUUAUACACCGCCUGGAAAAUGUCGUGUGGAGAAUAUGAUAUUCGCAGCAGCGUCUACCAUUAUGGAUGAAGCAGGAAAUCAAAAACCAUCUGAUGAACCAUGUGCUUUGAAAGCUCUCCACAACCUGCAUCGAAUACCAAAUAAAGGCUUUUCCUUGACACCGGAACAUGUUGAAACGAGGUCGCUGUUCAAUCCAGAAAAACAAGGCAUCGAACAGGGCAAAGUAGAAUUAUGGAUUGAUAUGUUUGCUAUGGACAUGCCAUCGCCGGGUGCUCCUGUGGAAAUCACACCAAGAAAGCCAGCAAUGUACGAGCUUCGCGUGAUCAUUUGGAACACUGAGGAUGUUCUUAUGGACGAAAUCAAUUUGGUGACUGGAGAAGCGUGUAGUGAUAUCUACGUGAAAGGUUGGUUAGAGGGCAUGAAGGAUGAGAAACAGCAAACAGAUGUUCAUUAUCGCUCACUGACUGGUGAAGGAAAUUUCAAUUGGAGAUUCGUCUUUCCGUUUCAAUAUCAAAAAGCUGAGGAGAAAAUCGUCAUCAAGAAAAAGGCUAAUUUUUUCUCUUGGGAUGAAUCUGAAGAAAAGGUGCCAUCAAGAUUGACAUUGCAAGUGUGGGACGCGGAUGCGUUCAGUGCAGAUGACUUUAUCGGUGACCUGUGUCUUGACCUCGCGCAUAUGCCACGUGGAGCGAAAACGUCGAAAACAUGUACUUUGGAUACAAUGAAAUGCGAUAAAACGGUUUCCAUCUUUAAAGUAAAACAUAUGAAAGGCUGGUGGCCAUUUGCAGUCAAUACAGAUUUGGAGGCAAUUGAGCUUGCGGGGAAAGUUGAAGCUGAAUUAGAACUCCUCACGCAAGAAGAGGCUGAAAAAGUGCCGUGUGGUUUAGGAAGAGAUGAGCCACAACCGCUUGAUAAACCAAAUCGCCCGGACACAUCUUUCACGUGGUUUAUGAAUCCUUUUAAAUCGUUACGUUACAUGAUAUGGGAGCAAUAUAAAUUUUGUUUGUUGAAGUUUUUGGUGGUGGGAAUGUUAAUAGCACUUAUGGUUCUCUUUUUCUAUUCCAUGCCGGGUUACACAGUGAAGAAGAUCUUCGGUGCAUAAACAGCAAAUAUGCAUAAUACAUCAGCCAGUCCUUACUUUUCUUCUCUCAUGUAAAAUAUAAAAUAUUAUGUAAUAGUAUUUAUAAUCGUGAAACUCUAUUCCUAACAAACACUGCAGUACGUACUACAAAAUACAACCAAAUAAAAGAUCGCUCAAUUAAAACGCGAUCAACUUUA